This is a messenger RNA of Bipolaris sorokiniana ND90Pr, 976 nucleotides long. RefSeq lists its product as uncharacterized. Gene Ontology annotation, molecular function: phosphatidylglycerophosphatase activity. The transcript is spliced from 3 exons. Bases 36 to 671 code for a protein of 211 amino acids. The record is from RefSeq and is a predicted model, not a curated record. NCBI's taxonomy places the organism in Eukaryota, Fungi, Ascomycota, Dothideomycetes, Pleosporales, Pleosporaceae.
CAUCACCGCAUCCUAUACACGCCCUAAAACCCACCAUGAAUAUCUCCGGCACAUUAAACAUCUUCCGCCUCUUGCGAGACCCCACUCUCUGCCUCCCCCAACACACAAUCCCAACAUUCAACCAGCUCCCCGUCCCCCUCAGCAAAGCCUUUCCACGCAAACAAGGCGAGAAAGAAGUCGACAUCCGCGCCGUAAUCCUAGACAAAGACAACUGCUUCGCCGUUCCUCACACAGAUGAGAUAUACGAACCCUACCAAGACCACUUCACCCGCCUCCGCGCUGCCUACCCCGGCCGCAAACUUCUCAUCGUCUCAAACACAGCAGGUACAUCCUCGGAUCCUCACGGCACACAGGCAACGCUGCUAGAACGCAACACGGGCGUCGUCGUGCUACGCCACUCGACCAAGAAGCCCGGGUGCAAAGACGAUGUCAUGGCGUAUUUUGCGGCGCAUCCUGAGACGGGAGUUACGCGGCCCGAGCACGUUGCGGUGGUGGGUGAUCGGUUGAGUACGGAUGUUAUGAUGGCGAAUUUGAUGGGGGGAUAUGGGGUUUGGGUUAGGGAUGGGGUGCAGGGGAGGGGAUUUUUUGCCAGGAUGGAGGAUAGGUUACAGAGCCUUUUGUUUGGGAGGGGGUAUUGUGCGCCUGAUCCGAGUAGGAAUCAGUUUGAGUAGUUUGAUGCAUGGUAAGGCAGACAGAGGGUGGUUUUUGAGUGGUUUUGUUGGAAGUUCUCUUUGGAAGCAGUCUCCUUGAAAGCGUUGCUAAGUUUUCAACAUGUGCAUUUUUUAAGGUUACUGUUACUGCAGUAUUUGAGGUGCGUACCUAGCCCAGGAAGGAGGGAAACAAAGUGCAUCGCAGGGGCUGUGAAGAUAACUGUAAUGAGGACGUAAGUAUAAAGGAGUAGACUUGGGUUCUGAAUUCACUGUAAGGUUGAAAGUGCGAAAAAGGCGGUCUGUUCAUGAUUGACGAUGCACAGCAG